UGGAGAACAAGCCUUGAUUGUCGCGAGAGAAUCCAGGCCCGAUCACGCAACGUUGACGAAGGGGUCUUUUUUCUUUCUUUUCGUUUAUUCAAGCUUUCCCGGCGUCGGAGUCAAGUGCCGCCUUGCAUACCGGAUCUUCCGGAUGAGCACUGCAGCUCACUUAGUCACUCUUGUCUUUUGACUACGACAUAUUCUCUAGUCGCAACGGUACAUUCGCACGUUACGCUCUGAAAAACCCUGGGAAUAACAUGCGGAUAAGAAAUCAUGCCCGUCGCUCAAAGUUUCAUGAUGCAGGACAAACACACAGGGUUCAACCCGUUUUUCCCGGAUGUGCAUGGCACCAGGCGGUAAGAGAGGUUUUCACCACCUAGUUCCACGCCGGUUCAUUUAGGCCCAAAAAAACCAUCCGACGUCAUGACAGGCGAUCCCUCCAUCCCAGGUUACAAGUAAUCUAUUUCACCACGAGAGACUUUUUUCCCCCCAACAAAAGCCGAGGAACGAAUGGCUAAUGGCUGCCAAAGUGAGACCACGUUCCCGCCGCUAGGGCCGUCAACAUAGGCAUUCCGCGUUUGAUCGGUUGACGGGGCGGCCAACAUACUUCAGCCGCCCGAUGUCCGGAGAGCUGAAAAGGCUGACGUCCUGUCAUCUUCCCUUCCGUCCCAUCUCACCUCAUCUCAUCUUAUCUCAACUUUGCGAUUACAUACGUCAGACAACACAUUGCUAUCAAGUCACCAUUCAUCUUUCAAAUCGUAGAGAUCUAUCUCACGCGAGUGAAGGAGGCCAGUAAUCAAGAAAGCGCAAACCGAUACGGGUACAGUGGCCGGAUAGCUUGAGCUACACACCACACAUGUCCGCUGCGGAAGCAACCUCAUAAUGUCAUCCACAACCGCCAUCCUCACAUCUUCACAACCGACAAUGACCUCGCCACAUCCCCCACCCCCGCAAAGCUGUCAUCCCUUCAUGACACUCCCCCUGGAACUCCGCCUCCUCAUCUGGGAAACCUUCAGCUCGCAACCCCGCGUCUUCGAAUACCGAGAAGACACCCACCUCAUCAAGCCGCCCCGCGAGUACCGCCACCCCCGUGCCGCGGCCCUCAUCACAAACGCAGAAUCGCGAAAAGCCACCCGCGCCCUCCUCCGGCCCUUCCCGCACCCGUACGACGUCCAAAAGGAUUCCCGCCCGUCGCAGCCACCAGCCCUGGAAUUCGUGCCCUCCUCGGAUAUCAUCUACCUCCCACCGCUCGUCUACCGCACGCGGCUCGGCGCGUGGGACUCACUCUGGACCACGAAGCCGGGGAUCGAGAAUGUGGGGAUCCACUGGUCUGUUCUCCUCGACGAGCGGCGUAUCGCGGAGGCGUUGCGGGCUUGUUCGCGGUGUUUUACCGAUAUGAUGAGGUUGUCCGUCUUUAUCGAGUUCAAGCCGCUUCCGCAGCCGGAGGAAGAAGUCGGUAACGGCGGGAUCGUGAGGUUAUUGGGUCCUGCGGAGGAUGAGUACCGCUUGCCGAGUUUGUAUGCCGAGGCGCAUGGGUUGAUGGAUGAGUUUUGGACGUGGGGGGAGUUGAGGACGGCGCUUGGGAAGGUGAGGAGGGCGAUGAAGUGGACGCCUGAGGUUGAGGGGGUGUUGUAUACUAGGGAGAUGGAGGAGGCAUCUGCAUUCUGAGAUGGGAUGGGAUUAGUAUUUCGAUGGCUUUUGUCUCAUCUGAGCUGGUCGUUUCGAUGAGGAUAUCGGGCUGAUGCGAGGCAUGCCCUGACAGAGGGUGUAAUAUUUUGGGCAUUUAUCAGGGAUCAAGUUCAGGGUACAGCGUCAUGAUCGAGCGAGGGAUUCACAGCAUUUCAGCGGGCUUGGGAGAUUUUAUGACAGGUCUGAUACGAACCUGCUAGCUACUAUUGAAUGAGAACUCAAAUCAUUUUGAGCGUAUUUGGAGA
Molecule: messenger RNA, 1925 nt
Organism: Colletotrichum scovillei
Lineage: Eukaryota; Fungi; Ascomycota; Sordariomycetes; Glomerellales; Glomerellaceae
Exons: 1
Coding region: 874-1659 (261 amino acids)
Source: RefSeq, a predicted model, not a curated record